AUGUCUUCCAAAUCUGCUUCUCUCCCAAUCAUUGAUCUGACUCAACCUGACUCGCACAACUCGAAGGAAAUAACCGAGGCUGCUAUCAAAUGGGGCUUUGUCUAUAUCCGGAGUAAAGGCCUUGGCUUCGACAAGGCCUUUAUCAAUGGCGCUUUUGACACCGCUCGCAAAUUCUUCCGUAGCCCCCUCGAGGAGAAGCAAAGUGUUGCAUGUGGUUUGGAUUGCAACCCUGGCGGCAGCGGAUGGUCUGGUCCCGGUAGAGAGGUACUCGACCCGGAGCGACAGAAGAAGGGAGACUACAAGGAGGGUAUGACCUUCAACGAGUUCCCAGGCGGAAAGCCUGGGCAAAAGCUCCCGCCCGCUCUCGCGAAUGACCAAGACCAGAGCGCCCUGAUCGACUACCACAGCAAGUUCCGUGGCGUUUGCAUCAAAAUCCUCGAGCUGUUUGCAUUAGGAUUGGAUAUUCCCGAGGAAGAAGGCGGCAAAGACUGGUUCGUGGCCCGUCAUGACCCUGCCAAAGGUACCUCCGGCAGCAACCUACGGUUCUGCUAUUAUCCUACCUUUAGCGACGAACAGGCAAAGAAUUUUGACCCUCUUUCAACCCGCGCCUCCUCUCACACCGAUUUCGGCACCAUCACCAUCCUCUUCCAGCUGCCUAACCAACCUGGGCUCGAGGUUCUCAAUCCAGACAACGAAUGGCAGCCUGUCGCCAUAUAUCCGCCAGGAACCGAGGAUGAUGAGUUCCCUCCGAUUGUCAUGAACAUUGGUGACUUGCUAAGCUACUGGACGGAGGGGGUCAUGAAGAGCACAGUUCACCGCGUGUCGAUUGACCCCUCCGCUGAGAAUGAUCGAUAUUCCAUUGUAUACUUUAGCCACCCUGUUGGCAGCACCGAAUUAGUGACUAUCCCAAGCCCCAUAGUGCAGAGAAAUCUACAGACCAACGGGCCUGUGGAGAGGGCCACGACGGCAAAGGCGCACGUUCUUUCCAGGCUUGAAGAUGUGUUUGGAGCAGCACAUCAGAGAAUGGAGCCGAAGGUCGAGACAGUACAGCCUGUUUCAAUUGUGGUCUAA
Messenger RNA from Truncatella angustata, 1071 nucleotides. RefSeq names its product oxidoreductase. Gene Ontology annotation, molecular function: dioxygenase activity. The record is from RefSeq and is a predicted model, not a curated record. NCBI's taxonomy places the organism in Eukaryota, Fungi, Ascomycota, Sordariomycetes, Amphisphaeriales, Sporocadaceae. The transcript has 2 exons. Bases 1 to 1071 code for a protein of 356 amino acids.